CAUUUCUCUUCCCCUCCUUGGCUUUCAAUCCAGAGAAAGAGCGAAAACAGCUAUGCACAAAGCUGUAAGAGGGAGAGAGCACAACACUUACAUAUUCAAACUCUAGGUUUUGUUCCUCUCGAUAGGGUCUCGAAGUAGAUAGAUAGCACGGAGAAAAACUUUUUAUUUUUUAUUUAUUUUUUCUUUUGUUUUUUCAUGUUCACUAGGUGGGGUUUGAAUUAGGGUUUUGAGGGAUUGAUUAUUCUCAAAUUGAAGUUAGUGAUUUUGUUUAGGGGUCAGUGGGACACCUUGUGGAUUAUGUUUUUGUGACAAAUGAAUUUGAAAUUUUGUGAUGUGAGUGAAGUGGGUGGUUUCUAGGGUUUGUGUCUCUGGUUUCAAUGGGGAGUAUGAGUGACUCAGACCGAAAACGACGUCACUUUAGCUCCUUGUCCCCAACACCUGCAGCUGCUACUGCCAAGAAACUACCCUUCUUGCCCGUUUCUGAAGAUAAAAAGCUUGACAUUGUUGUACUUCAGUAUCAAAAUCAAAAGCUUACACAAAAAUUAGAAACUCAGAAGUUAGAGUAUGUAGCUCUUGACAAUAGGUUUGCUCAACUGAAGGAGAGGCAAAAGUCAUAUGAUCCCACUUUAUCACUGGUCAAGAAAUCUUGGGAGCAGAUGGUCAAUGAUUUGGAGUUGUGUUCUGAACAUGUGAGAGAGUCAAGUGGCAAAUCAAAUUAUAGAUUUGUAUCAAUCAUGGAAGAUGGUGGUCCAUCUACUGUUCAGGAUGUGUUUCUUAGCCGUCUAAUGCAAACUGGUGCAACUGAAUGUGCAACUGCAUAUAACUUUGCAAACCAGACUGAAGAACAUCAAGAAAUUAUUACUGAAAAAGCUAAAAGUAUUUUAAAAAAUAUGGCAACAGCUGUUAAUAAUGUUUGGGUUCUGACGGAUGGAUUGCAUACUGCAUUACUGAAAAAGCUUCCUGUGGAUGUUUUUUGUAGGCAGAAAUCAUCCUCUGAUCUAAAUGUGAAAGUUAAAAACUUGAGAUUGGAAUUCAGCGAACUUCAUUCAAAGCACAAGUCUUUAUCAAGUGAAUUCCAAAUUCAGCGAGAUAUUGAUGCAAAAAAUAAAGCUGAACUUGAAAGAUUGAAAGGGGAACUAGCUAGCGCUGUUGCAGAGUUAGAAGAAAGCAAUCACAAACUUGCAACGCUUAAGGCUGAGAGAGAUGCUGCAAAAGGGGCAGUUCUCCCAGUCUUAAAUGUUGGAAGUACACACAUUCCUAGUGAUAAGAUCAGAGAUAAGCAAAAGGAUUUGCAAGAUAUGGAAUCUACUUUGAAGGAGCUAUUGGACCGAAGUUCUACUCGAUUAAUUGAACUGAAAAGUCUUCAUGAGGAAAGAAUAAGAAUAUUACAGCAGUUGUGUGAUCUACAGGUUUGUUUCCCUUCGUGUGCUCCGUACUCCAGUAUUUUAACUAGUAUUUGUAUCAUAAAAUGUGUGUAUGUGCAUUUUCUUUUUCUUUUUACUGGUAUAACUUUUGGUGCUGAAUGUUUGGAUCAGAACACUUUGAAGAAUUUCAAGUGUAUUACUUCAUCCCAUGCUUACCAAUUGGUUAGAGAUCAGAUAGAAAAGUCAAAAUCAGAUGUUCUGGAGUAUCAGGCCUUAUAUGAGAAACUACAGGUUGAGAAGGAUAAUCUUACUUGGAGGGAGCGGGAGUGGUACAUUAAAAAUGAUUUAGCAGAUAUUUUUCAAAGAUCUGUUGCAGUUUCAGAUUUUAGAGUUGCUCAUCUACACUCUGAGAUACAGAAAAAGAUAGAGGAAGGAAAUAUGAUUGAAAAUAAGCUGAAAGAACAAGCAAGAGAACCAGGAAGGAAACAGAUUAUUGCUGAAUUCAAAUCUCUGGUUUCUUCAUUUCCUGAGGAAAUGGGGUCUAUGCAAAGCCAACUAAGAAAAUAUAAAGAAUCAGCUUCAGAUAUCCAUUCAUUGCGUGCAGAUGUGCAGUCUGUUUCUAGUAUUCUUGACAGGAAGGUAAAAGAAUGUGAUGCAUUUUCUGUUAGGGCUGCCAGUCAACUUGCUGAGAUAAAGAGGCUGCAUGGUGUGUUUCAAGCUUUGAGAGAAAGCGAACAGGAUUUGAAGUUGAUGUUAGAAAUGUUUAGACGCGAGUCCAUUGAUUCAAGGGAUGUCAUGGAUGCACGGGAAACAGAAUAUAGAGCAUGGGCACAUGUUCAAAGUUUGAAAUCAUCACUUGAUGAGCACAACUUGGAGCUUCGAGUUAAGAAAGCCAAUGAAGCAGAGGCCAGAUCACAGCAAAAGCUGGCUGCUGGUGAAGCUGAGAUUGCGGACAUGAGACAGAAAUUAGAAUAUUCUAAAAGGAAAAUGUGUGAUCUGUCUGAUAUCUUGAAGUCUAAGAACAAACAAAAUGAGAACUACUUAUCUGAAAUAGAGAGUAUUGGACAAGCAUAUGAUGACAUGCAAACUCAAAACCAACAUCUGCUGCAGCAAAUUACUGAAAGAGAUGAUUACAAUAUUAAGCUUGUUUUGGAGGGUGUAAGGGCAAGGCAGAAGCAGGAUUCUUUGCUCAUGGAGAAGCGAGUAAUUGAACAAGAUAUCCAGCAAGCAAACACAUCCCUGAAUUUAUAUGAUAUUAAAGCUUCAAGAAUUGAAGACCAGUUGAAGUUUUGUUCGGAUCAGCUUCAAAGACUGGCAGAGGAUAAGCUUCAAUGUUCCGUCACUUCAGAAAAUACACAAAGAAGGCUGUCUGAUAUUAGAAGACAAACUCAACAGAUUAGGGAUACAGUGGUCGAAUUGCAAUCAAAAAUUGGUAGUAAUAGGGUGACGCGUAUGGAGUUACAAGUAGAACUUGAGAAAGAAAGGUUUGCCAAGAAAAGAACAGAGGAGGAUCUGGAGGUUGCUAGGAGAAAGUUUUCACGCCUUAAAGAACAGAAUGAGGGCUCUUCAAUAACCGAAAAGCUUCAACAGGAACUUGAAGAGUACAGGGAAAUUAUCAAGUGCAGUAUCUGUCAUGAUAGGGCAAAAGAGGUGGUAAUUACAAAAUGCUACCACUUGUUCUGCUACUCAUGUAUCCAGAAAGUUGGUGGGAGUAGGCAUCGGAAGUGUCCACUGUGUGGUACAAGCUUUGGGGCUAAUGAUGUGAAGUCUGUUUAUUUGUAACGAGAAACAUGAGGCCGGUGUUGUUUUGGUGUAUGGAUACCUAGGAGCUUCAAUUGUAUACUUAUUCCCAAUUGUCGAGAUAAGGAACAUUGGUAGCGAUCAAUGAGUGCCUGUCUCCAUUUGGACCAAAAGUGAUUAUUUUUUGCUGGUACUUGAUCUUACUAGUACCGCCCGUGCGCUUUUCUUUUGAUGAAUAUGGGAUUGUGUUUAGUUUAACAUUUUUAAUAGAUAGAACUUGGAGCCAUAGGAGACGUAAUAUUUGUUCUUUGCAGAUUUAUCAUUAUACAUCUUCCAAUGCCAUUUGGAGAGCUCAUGAAGGUUGGUAUUUAUACCGUGCACUUAUUAAUUCAAAUCAUGCCAAAUUUCCUUUGAAGUUCACUGCAAAGCUGCCACCGACAUGUCUUGCAUCUCUAGUUCUUUUAGGACAAAUUUUGGUUUCUGGGAUCUGUACAUAUGUUAGAUUUUAGAAGUGUCGUUCAAUUUUGUUUAUAACAGCCUGUAAUUUGUGUAAUCGUGGAUGUGCCAAAAUAUAGUUGUAAUUGAUGUUGUCGAAAGUUAUGAAAGCUCCAUUUAUUCUA
Messenger RNA from Vigna unguiculata (cowpea), 3724 nucleotides. RefSeq names its product histone mono-ubiquitination 1 (gene HUB1). Gene Ontology annotation, cellular component: nucleus; HULC complex. NCBI's taxonomy places the organism in Eukaryota, Viridiplantae, Streptophyta, Magnoliopsida, Fabales, Fabaceae. Gene Ontology annotation, molecular function: ubiquitin protein ligase activity; metal ion binding. The record is from RefSeq and is a predicted model, not a curated record.